UGGUGCAAUACGCAUUGUUUCCAUGUCAGAAAAAAUAACAUUGCAAUAAUUUUUGAUUUUUGCAUUUUGAAUAAUUGAAAGGAAAGUCUGUUGUUUCCCACUGAGGGUCAUGUUGAUGGUGCAGGUGCUGGUCCUACGUGGGGCGUAGAGGUGGAGAACAGAUUGUAUCUCUGGCUCGACGAGGGUGUGUGUACCACCAGGUGAUCCAGCAUGAGCUUCUGCACGCCCUGGGCUUCAACCACGAGCAGACCCGCAGUGACCGUGACAUGCAUGUUCGUAUUCUCUACCAGAACAUCGCCAGGGGACUGGAGUACAACUUCAACAAGAUUGACACCAACAACCUGGGCACCCCCUAUGACUACGGUUCCGUCAUGCAUUACGGAAGGUAUGCCUUCUCCGCAAACCGGCAGCCCACCAUUGUCCCCAUUCCCAACGCCAAUGUGCAGAUCGGAAGAGCCACCCAGAUGAGCCGCAUGGACAUCCUGCGGGUCCAACGCCUCUAUGGAUGCAAAUAAGUUGGGUUGUGGCUGACAACAUGAAGACCUAGACCGCAACUCAAAAGAAGUGGCUUUCCCGCUCAAUUGCAUAAAUGAAAAAAAAAAGAAAUUGUCUGAUUGUGUACCCUUCUAACGAGACUGUUUUGUUAGCUUUCAUGUUUAAACCAAUAAAGUUUGGCAGAGUGAAAUCAA
Messenger RNA from Alosa alosa (allis shad), 689 nucleotides. Its product is annotated as low choriolytic enzyme-like. The record is from RefSeq and is a predicted model, not a curated record. Gene Ontology annotation, biological process: proteolysis. Bases 267 to 515 code for a protein of 82 amino acids. NCBI's taxonomy places the organism in Eukaryota, Metazoa, Chordata, Actinopteri, Clupeiformes, Clupeidae. The transcript is spliced from 4 exons. Gene Ontology annotation, molecular function: metalloendopeptidase activity.